This is a messenger RNA of Erythranthe guttata (spotted monkey flower), 5168 nucleotides long. NCBI's taxonomy places the organism in Eukaryota, Viridiplantae, Streptophyta, Magnoliopsida, Lamiales, Phrymaceae. The record is from RefSeq and is a predicted model, not a curated record.
UCUUAUGGUAUUUAUUUAUACCUAAAAUGUCGAAACAUUGUAUGUGCGGAGGAAACUUUUCGGUCCGGAAAUCGUUAGUGGUAUCGAAAUUUAAACCAUAGAUGAAUGCAGUUUUAGUCUAUCAAGAGUAAUAGGCGAUCGCAUUGCUAUUCAGUGUGUUUCUUAACAAGAAACUUAUGAUGAACUCAUUACUUAGACUCUUAGCUAUGUGUGUUCGAUGAAGUUUCUCGAUAUGUGGAACAGAAGAGCUGUGAAUAGAUACGGAGUUCUUUCAAUAGGGCAUACACUUACUUUCGAAUUUGAAUAUGCAGAGUACGCCGGUGAAUAUCAUUGUAGGCUCGCAUGUUUGGGUUGAAGACCCAGACGUUGCUUGGGUUGAUGGUCAAGUUACAAAGAUAACUGGACAAGAUGUCGAAGUGCAAACAUCUAAAGGGAACAAGGUUGUUGCUAAGUUAGCAAAUAUAUACCCGAAAGACGAAGAUGCACCCCCCGGUGGAGUUGAUGACAUGACUAAAUUAUCUUAUUUGCACGAGCCUGGAGUCUUACAGAACUUGGCAUCAAGAUACCAGCUCAAUGAAAUAUACACUUAUACUGGAGGCAUUCUUAUUGCAAUCAAUCCAUUUCAAAGGCUCCCUCAUAUAUACGAUGCGCACAUGAUGGAGCAAUACAAAGGAGCACCAUUUGGAGAACUGAGUCCUCACGUGUUUGCUAUUGCGGAUAUGGCUUAUAGGGCUAUGAUAAACGAAGGAAAAAGUAACUCGAUAUUGGUUAGUGGAGAAAGUGGUGCGGGUAAGACAGAAACUACUAAGAUGCUUAUGAGGUACCUUGCCUAUUUGGGUGGCCGUAAACAAACUGAAGGGCGAACAGUGGAACAACAAGUUCUUGAGUCAAAUCCAGUACUUGAAGCAUUCGGAAAUGCAAAAACUGUUAGAAAUAACAAUUCUAGUCGAUUUGGUAAAUUCGUCGAAAUUCAGUUCGAUAAGCACGGGAGAAUAUCAGGGGCAGCCAUUAGAACAUAUCUUCUCGAGAGAUCUCGCGUCUGCCAAGUUUCAGACCCUGAACGCAAUUAUCACUGUUUCUACCUUCUAUGUGCAGCACCACAGGAGGAAGUUGAGAAGUAUAAGCUGGGAGAUCCAAGAACAUUUCAUUAUCUCAAUCAAUCGAAUUGUAUUGAACUCAAUGGCAUAAGCGAUGCUCAGGAUUAUUUGGCUACAAGGAGGGCCAUGGACAUUGUCGGAAUAAGUCAAAAAGAGCAGGAUGCAAUUUUCAGAGUAGUGGCCUCUGUUCUCCAUCUUGGUAACGUCGAAUUUGCCAAGGGAAAGGAAAUCGACUCAUCGGUUCUCAAGAAUGAUAAAUCGAAAUUCCAUCUUAAGACAGUAGCAGAGCUUCUCAUGUGCGAUCUUACUGCACUGGAAGAUGCAUUACUGAAGCGUGUGAUGGUCACUCCAGAAGAAGUUAUUAAGAGAAGUCUUGAUCCUGAUGGUGCAACAGUUAGUCGGGAUGGGUUGGCUAAGACAAUAUAUUCUCGCUUGUUUGAUUGGUUGGUGGACAAGAUAAACAACUCGAUUGGGCAAGAUCCAAAUUCAAAAUGUCUAAUUGGUGUUCUUGAUAUUUAUGGUUUCGAAAGUUUUAAAACCAACAGUUUUGAACAGUUCUGCAUUAAUUUCACGAAUGAAAAGCUACAGCAGCAUUUUAAUCAGCACGUUUUUAAGAUGGAGCAGGAGGAAUACACAAGGGAAGAGAUUGACUGGAGCUACAUUGAAUUUGUUGACAACAAAGAUGUCCUCGAUCUUAUUGAAAAGAAACCUGGAGGGAUCAUUGCUCUUCUUGAUGAGGCCUGUAUGUUUCCAAAGUCGACACACGAAACAUUUUCACAAAAGCUCUAUCAGACAUUUAAAGCACACAAACGUUUCAUCAAACCAAAACUGUCGCGUACAGAUUUCACCAUUGCUCAUUAUGCUGGAGAGGUUCAAUACCAAUCGGAUCAGUUUUUGGAUAAAAACAAAGAUUAUGUUGUUCCCGAACAUCAAGAUUUGCUUAAUUCUUCCAAAUGCUCGUUUGUAGCAGGAUUGUUUCCUCCAUUACCUGAAGAGACAAACAAAUCUUCGAACAAGUCGUCUAAGUUUUCAUCAAUAGGGUCUCGAUUCAAGAUACAACUCCAACAAUUGAUGGAGACACUGAAUUCCACAGAGCCUCACUACAUUAGAUGUGUGAAGCCGAAUAAUCUUCUCAAGCCUGCGAUUUUCGAGAAUGUUAAUAUCAUGCAGCAGCUACGUUGUGGUGGUGUUUUAGAGGCAAUUAGAAUCAGCUGUGCUGGUUACCCUACUCGUAAGACGUUUUAUGAAUUUCUUCAUCGGUUUAGUCUUCUUUCUCCAGAGGUCUUGGAAGGAAAUAUCGACGAAAAAGUUGCUUGCAAGAAAAUUCUGGAGAAGAUGGGCCUUGCCGGGGCUCAGACAGGAAAGACAAAGGUGUUUCUGAGAGCUGGUCAGAUGGCUGAUUUAGAUGCCCGAAGAGCACUUAUACUUAGCACUGCAGCAAAGACAAUACAAAGGAAGAUUAGAACUCAUAUUGCUCGUAAACACUUUCUUGCUUUGCAGAAGGCAGCAGUUUGUAUGCAAUCUGCGUGUAGAGGAAGGCUUGCAUGCAAACAGUACGAUAAUUUGAAAAGGGAGGCAGCUUCUCUUAAAAUUCAGACAAAUUUGAGACGGCAUUUGACCAGGAAGAAGUACUCUACACUCAAACACUCGGUUGUUAUUCUGCAAACGGGGAUGCGGGCAAUGGCUGCCCAUGGUGAGUUCAGAUAUAGGAAGCGAACUAAAGCAGCAAUUGCCAUACAGGCAAGCUGGCGCGGUCACAGAGACUUUUCAUACUUCAAGAGACUCAUUAGGGCGUCCAUUGUGACACAAUGCAGAUGGAGGGGAAAGGUGGCUAAGAAAGAGCUUCGGAAACUGAAAAUGGCAUCGAGAGAAACUGGUGCACUUAAAGAAGCAAAAGAUAAGCUUGAAAAGCAGGUGGAAGACCUUACUCUGCGUUUACAGCUGGAAAAACGUCGGAGGAGUGACUUGGAAGAGGCGAAGGGACAGGAUAUGGUGAAGUUGCAGCAGUCUUUGGAAGCAAUGCAAAAGAAAGUGGAAGAAACAAAUGCGCUGCUUCUUAAAGAACGUGAGGCUGCUCAGAAAGCAAUUGAAGAAGCCUCUUCGAUUGUCCAAGAAACACCGGUUCCUGUUGAAGAUACAGCAAAGAUCGAGGCUCUUGCUGAAGAACUUGAAAAAAUUAAGGUAAUGCUAGAUAUUUUGCAAUCCGAGAAACAACGAGCGGAUGAUGCUGAAAGGAAAUGUGCUGAGGCCCUGGAAUUAAGUAAGGCGAAGAAUGAGAAGUUAGAAGAAACCGAGAGUAAAAUUCAUCAAUUUCAGGAAUCUUUGAGCAGGCUUGAAGAGAAGCUGACUAACGCAGAAUCAGAAAAUAAAGUUCUUCGGCAGCAAGCACUGGCCAUGGCACAGAACAAUAAAUUGCUAUCAAGAAGUUCGAGGUCAAUUAUGCAGGUGAACUUAAACAAAAAAAAGAUAUUCAUCAAUAUUCUGGCAGAUAUAUUGUAUUCGGCGCUAAUUUACGAUUUCCAUAGUACUUCGAUGAACAUGAGGGAAUCAGAGCUGGAUGAUAGGCCUCAAAAAUCGCUCAACGAUAAGCAGCAAGAAUAUCAAGAUUUGCUGAUCCGUUGUGUAGCUCAGCAUUUGGGAUUCUCGAGAGGCAGACCGGUGGCCGCAUGCAUUAUCUACAAAUGUCUUAGGCAAUGGCACUCGUUCGAGGUUGAGCGGACAAGCAUUUUUGACCGGAUAAUUCAGACAAUAGGCAACGCUAUCGAGACUCAGGACAAUAAUGAUAUAUUGGCUUAUUGGCUGUCGAAUGCAUCGACUUUAUUGUUGCUUCUUCAACGCACACUGAAAGCUGGAGGAGCUGCUGGAGCGGCCCCGCAGCAUCGAAGAUCUCCAUCGGCCACUCUAUUUGGGAGAAUGACACAGAGUUUUCGCAGUACACCACAGGGGGUUAAUCUUUCUGUACUAAAUGAUGAUUCUGCUGGUAGCUUACUCCAAGUAGAUGCAAAGUACCCUGCCUUACUGUUCAAACAGCAGCUCACUGCUUAUGUCGAGAAAAUUUAUGGGAUGAUUCGUGACAAUUUGAAGAAGGAGAUUUCUCCACAGCUCGGACUCUGCAUACAGGCUCCAAGAAUAUCGAGAGCAAACUUAAUGAAAGGAACAGCCCGAACGCUAGCCAAUGCUGCGGCACAGGAGAUUUUAAUUGCACACUGGCAAGGGAUUGUUAAGAGCCUCGGGAAUUUUUUGAAUACCCUAAAAACAAAUCAUGUACCUCCCUUUUUAGUUCGGAAAGUUUUCACUCAGAUAUUUUCCUUCAUCAAUGUGCAGCUAUUCAACAGUCUUUUAUUGAGACGAGAAUGCUGUUCGUUUAGUAAUGGUGAAUAUGUCAAGGCUGGAUUGGCUGAGCUAGAGCAUUGGUGUUACAAGGCAACUGAUGAGUAUGCAGGUACAGCUUGGGAUGAGCUCAAGCAUAUAAGACAGGCUAUUGGAUUCCUGGUCAUACAUCAGAAGCCGAAGAAGACUCUGGACGAAAUAAGUCAUGAUUUGUGCCCCGUCCUCAGCAUUCAACAGCUGUACAGAAUCAGCACCAUGUACUGGGAUGACAAAUACGGCACGCAUAGCCUAUCUCAAGACGUAAUAUCGAAUAUGAGAGUAUUGAUGACCGAGGAUUCAAAUAACGCUGUCAGUAGUUCUUUCCUGCUCGACGACGAUUCAAGCAUACCGUUUUCGGUCGAUGAUCUUUCGAAAUCGAUGGACCGGUUCGAUAUUUCAGACAUUGAACCACCGCCACUUAUUCGAGAAAAUUCGGGAUUCAGCUUUUUACUGCCGCAACCUAACUAAGGAACACCAUAAAUAAUUCUCUAGCAAUUUGAAUGUGUUAAUACACUUGGAUUAUUCAAGAUUUUGAUCCCACGGUCCAAAUUACCGUGUUAGAAAAACGGAAAGUUAAUCCGAGGGCUCGUAUUGUAGCUGGGCUUGUUUGAUCAACAUAGAUAGAUUUUAGAAAAGCAUAUAUAUUACUCUCUCUGUUCCACAAUAACCGUCUCUUUUUAAAAAUAUUUUUGUUCCGUUUUA